ACCUAUUCGUUCGGAAUCAAUUCCGAUUCUUAACGUCUCGCAGCCGCAACAGCUACGGUUAACCGUUAGCUUAACUCUUGAAACAAGUUCUUUUAUCAACGACAAUUAACCAAACUCCCAUCGAUGCCUCGCAAGUUGAGUUUCUUUAAAACCAGACGGUACAGCGGAUCUAGUACCCUUGCAUCCAGUGAUGUAUCACUGGAUAUAUCUAAUGAUGCUUUCGAAAACCAGGAUUGUUUGUCGCUUAAUUUGGAAGAUGGUCUGUCAACCGAAAUGUGUAGCAGUAAUAAUCACGGCUCUACGGAGAAAUCUGCCAUCACAAAGGAUCAUCACAAUGACAAAGAAGCGUCUGGUCCUGAUGGCGCAAUCCUCGAGCUCCAAGAGUUUAGAGAAACCCAAAUCCAACAAGAGAUGUGCCUGCAAACCCUCCGAGCCAAGUACCACAGAGAUUUCGCUAUGAUAAAACAGGCACUUGAAGAAGAAAAAUCAAGCAAAGAUGUUUUAACAAAGGAACUUGCUGACAUCACUGAACUUUAUAAGAAUGAAACGCAGAACUUGAAAGAGGAGCUGACCAGUACACAGGAGAUGAUCAAGCAUCUGGUUUUAAAAGCUACGACAGAUAUUCAUGAGGUGCUGGGGGCUCUUCAGUACCGUUUGGAGCAGCUUGAAGAGCAGCAACGGCAACAACAGAAGCCUAUAAUCUUUGAAAAAAUUCUAAAUAGCCCACUUGUCAUUUGGUCGGUCCUUCUAGUACUUCUGUCCGUACUGGGCUACUUAGUCGUGACCCUUAGAGCAUAAGGCUCCUCUGUUUUGACAGAGGAUUUUUUCUUGAAUAUUCUGACUUUGUAGCUUGAGUUCUGAGAUACCAGUAAUAAAAGUUUCAAGCCAUGUGAUUAA
Xiphophorus couchianus (Monterrey platyfish) is the source of this 897-nucleotide messenger RNA. Its product is annotated as transmembrane and coiled-coil domains protein 1-like. The record is from RefSeq and is a predicted model, not a curated record. Gene Ontology annotation, cellular component: endomembrane system. The coding region runs from base 124 to 798 and encodes 224 amino acids. NCBI's taxonomy places the organism in Eukaryota, Metazoa, Chordata, Actinopteri, Cyprinodontiformes, Poeciliidae. The transcript has 4 exons.